Syzygium oleosum is the source of this 1544-nucleotide messenger RNA. RefSeq names its product clp protease adapter protein ClpF, chloroplastic. The transcript is spliced from 10 exons. NCBI's taxonomy places the organism in Eukaryota, Viridiplantae, Streptophyta, Magnoliopsida, Myrtales, Myrtaceae. Gene Ontology annotation, molecular function: protein binding; DNA binding. The record is from RefSeq and is a predicted model, not a curated record. Bases 247 to 1263 code for a protein of 338 amino acids.
UUAUCAGAAGCUUUUCUUUGAACUGAUGCGAGUGUUUCCUUUUCGUUCCGUACGAAUUCUGGGUUUUUGCGUCCUCAUUCCGUUCGGUUUGAUCGCGGGUUCCGUUUGUUUCCCCGAGGAAAGGAAAAGAAACGGGUUUGCUGUAGAAUGUGGAGUUACCGGCGCUGGUGAUCUUUGCUUUAGAUACAGAAACUUCUGUAUAGCGGACUGGAUUAGGUGCUGCGCUUGCCUGGUGUAGCCAAAAGAAUGCUAGCUCUGUCGCUGAGCUCUGCGACGGCAUCUGCAAAGAGUGGAGUUUAUGCAACGGAUUCAUCAUGGAGGAGGCAAUUCGACUUGACAAAGAGAACAUUCGCCACUUCAGGGUCAGAUGGACAGUCUAGUCAGUGUCGGUGCAUGCAGAGUUUUUCCUUUUCUGCCAACCUUAUUGCAGCGAGGCAAAGAAAAAAAGUUGCAGUCAGAGCCGGAUGGCUGUUUAAAGGGGGUGAAAAGGGGUUGGAUGCAAGCGCAGAGCAGAGUGAGAGUGCCAAUGAAGAUAUACUCAUGUUCUUUUUCCAGCUGGACCUGGCAACUCGUGUACAGUAUGCGCUGAAUUUGGAGCAGUACGAUAUUGCACAACAACUGAGAAACAAGCUUACAGAGGUUGAAACAGAAGUUAUCAAGCAGCAAGAAGCUAAAAGGGGAUCCUCUUCAAAGAGUGAAGCUCAAGAUAAGGCCAUAAGCAUCAUUCGGUUACGUGCAGAUUUGCAGAAAGCAGUUGAGAGAGAGGAUUAUGAAUUAGCAUCUAAGUUGCGAGACGAAAUUUCCAACUUGGAGGCAGAUUCACUGGCUGCAUCAGCCAAAGCCCUGGCAUAUGAGAAUGCACAAUAUGCUUUUCGUUUGGGCCAGAAAGUGAAGCAUAAAGUAUUCGGAUAUCGAGCUGUUGUCUGUGGGAUGGAUCCUGUGUGCUGUGAAUCGAAUUCUUGGAUGGAAGCUGCCCAGAUUCAAAAGUUGGAUAGAGGUUCCAAUCAGCCAUUUUACCAGGUUUUGGUCGAUGUAUAUGAGGAUCCAAAUUUACUAGUAACAUAUGUACCUGAGGAGAAUUUGGUAGCUCCUGACCAGCCAGACAAGGAUAGGUUCGACCAUCCCUAUAUUUCCAUUUUGUUUUACGGGAUGGAUGGUGCUGGAGAUUUCAUCCCAAUCAAGCAGCUGCGUGAAAAAUACAAUCGGCCUCGUCACGAAGUGCCCAUCGAUCCAAAAGAUCCAAAAUAUGGAGACAUUGCCUGAAUGGGUGACGGGUUCAGGUAGCUUCAUGUACCUCAAUUGGGCAUAUAGACUGUGUUGAUACGGAGCUCCCCAGUAUCGUGACCAUCGGGGUGAAGUAAGAUGCUUUUCGCUCUUAGCUUGCGGUUGUUUCGCUGUGAGUAACUCUGAAUGGCGUCAAUGACAUUGAUUUGCUAGUUGCUUGCUUGUAUGUAGUUACUACUUGAGCAUCGGUGUUGUCAUGCUAAUGACACGUGACUUCUUUCAUCCAGAGUGGAAUGUCGAAUAUCACUAGCUUGCCAGAA